CCGAGGCGGCGCCGCAGGGGGACGGAGCUUCUUCCGCUGCGGCCGUCCUUCGCCCGAGUACUAUUGCCAUGAACGGGAUGCUGGGGCCCUCCCGGCCUCUCCUCUGGGCCGCUGCCGCCUGCCUGGCCGCACUUUGCGUGCUGAGCGCGGCCCAAACACCACCAAGCCCUACGGCCAACUUCACCGAGGCUUUGCUAAAUCUGUCCACGUCGAAACCCAGUCCCGAACCCACGACGCAUCUCGUUCCCGAAACCACGACGCAUCCUGGUCCCGAACCCACGACGAAUGCCACGGAGCUCACUACGACCCAGGCUCCGGCACCAGAUAACUGUGGAGAUUACACUAACUGCAGUUCCUGUGUUGAUAACAAAAAUGCCAUAUGCUUUUGGAUAGUUUGUCAUGGUAGUGGCUUUUGUUCAAAAAAUAAAACAUUUGCCAAUUGUACUGUUGUUAACGGCACAAGUGACUGUUUAGAUCCUACUGCCAGUCCAUCUCCAAUUAGUCCUACAGCUAAACCUUCACCUGCAGUUUCAACCGUUACAGCUGUCACCACAAUUGUCACAUCAGGUACACCAAACACUACUGUGACUCCUUCGCCUUCUACGAAAAAAUCUACUUUUGAUGCAGCUAGUUUCAUUGGAGGAAUUGUUCUUGUGCUAAGUGUGCAGGCUGUAGUUUUCUUUCUCUAUAAAUUCUGCAAGUCCAAAGAACGAAACUACCAUACCCUUUAAGACACAACAUUAUAACAUGGACUAGUAGUUUGUUUGUGUAGUUUAUUGAAACCAAAAUAUUACCUUUUGAGAUGUCCUACAUGGAAGACAGUGUUUCAAAAUCUCUAAUCUCCAAAGGAUGCAUAUAGGAUAUUUUGGAGCAUCUUCCUUGAAGAAAAAGCAGUGCAAUCACUUGUACUCAACAGGAAUACUUAAAAUAUUCUGCAUGAAUCCUUGUGGCUGACUGUCUUAUUUUAAGUGACUGCUGCUGUGGGAUUUUUUUUUUCCUCUUACAAUGACAUGCCUAAUGUAGGGGUUUUGUUUGGUUUUGUAUUUGGUGAACUCACUGUCCUGAGCUGACAGUUUUAUGACUGCCAGAAGUUUAAAUUUAGUCAUUUUAAAGCCUGAAAGCUAGAUUAUUCUCAUUUUUCAUUCAGGAUGUAAGUUCAUAGACUAAAUUGUGAGAAGAAUGUGCCAAAUGAUCUGCGGGUGGAUUUUUCCAAAAAUGGAGUUAAUUUGUGGGAAAACAAUACUCUUACUGUAUAUUCUUGAAGUGGAAUUUAGUGCUUGACAAACCUGUAUUUUUUUUUUCUACAUUAGAAAUAAAAUGCCAAAUAGGAAGUUACAUUCCAGAUUUCAUGCAAAGGGUACAAACCAUAAAUAUGUAGCAGGUAAUUGUCCACUCUUUAAAAGCACCUUAUCAUUGGUAAAACAAAGAAUAGUGCCUUAAAGACAAGACAAAAACAAGGUAACCUUAAAUGUUUAUGUGAUUUGUCAUUUUUCAUUAAGAAAAAUAACCUGGGCUUAACUGUUUCUGAAGAGCAGUAGUGUGCACUCAAAUUUGGUAGAAACUCAGCAACAUACUAUUAUGUAAUUUAAAAGUCAGCUUCUUAAUUUGGAAGCUAAAGAAUGUUAAUAGGAGGUUUAAAAGCAUUCAUUAGUUAAAUUCUUCAAGAUUUUUGUGUGUCUGCUAAAACAUUUUUAUAAAGAUUUUAUUUUGAAAGGUACAGGAUAAUUUUAGGAUAAAUAUCAGGCAUUUCUUCCUUUACAUUUAUUUUCUAAAAGCUCUCAUGUAGCUGCUAUACCUUUUAAGCAUUCCAAUUAAGCUUCAUAGAAAUUUUCAGUUUGCUUUAUAGGGCAAGGAAGAAACAAAUAUUAAAGUUUGAGAAUCAUUCACAAAUUCAUUCCUUAUAAAAAGGAGACAAUCAGUUCAGCAGAUACAACUAGUGAAAUUUCAGGAAAUAACAAUUUUUUGUGUUGGAACAGAUUCCAAUAGGUCUUAGAAUUGUUUUGUGUUGAUUCACUUUAAGAUUAUUUUUUUAAAUCCCUGUACCCAUAAGGGAACACAUGCUUUGGAAUACAUCCUUCAUCAAAUACUGCUUUGGAAUACAUCCUUCAUCAAAUACUAAUUUUUCCAAUCUCAGAACAAAUGAGUAUUUUUAAUAAAGGUUUUCUUAUAGUCUUUUCUCUCCUCCAAUACUUAAUUGGAUUUAGACACCAAAAAGCUUAAAAUAGGUUUUAUUGUUUUCGAGUUCUUUCUUAGACUUUUCAUUUGGUUCUUGGUGGCUUGUUUCUAGUACUACCUGCAGCAGCAGAUGGCAUUGCAUUAAAUUUUUUUUUUUUUUUUGGUGGGGGUGGUAGAACAACUGAAAACCCUUGCUUCAAUUAAUUGAAUUACAUUAAAGGUUUCUAAAAUAAAGUUUUAUUGUUUUCUGUGUUACUUGCUGGUACAGAGAAGUUUGUUUUCUUGCACAUCUAUAUACUUAACUUUAUCAAGUGCCUUAAUUGUUUGAAAUCUCUGGCUUAAAAGUUUUAUUUUUUUUUUUUUUGAAGGGAAAGGUUGGAAUGGUUUAUCUGAACUAAAUUGUGGUUUGCUCUCAUGAGUGGAAACAAAUAUUUUGGGAAAAUCUGGAUUUUUGGGGUCCAUGUCAGUAUUUUAUGUAAGUUCUGUAAGACUUGAUAAGAAAAUGUGAUACAAUUCCAUGUUUACACUGGAGAAGGGAGUAAAAAUUAGCAGGAACCUUGGGUACUUGUUCUUUCUAAAUUUCUAGUAAUCUUGCCUAAAAAAUUUGACCUUGUCAUAUAAGUUAUCAUCAGUGCUAAAUGUAGCAACUUAAUAAAACUAGCUUGGUUUGAAGGACUUGAACUCUUUAUUCUGGGUACUGCUCUGGUUAGUAAGAAACCAUGCAAAAAUUAGUUUACAAAAUAGCUCUUAGUAUAGAGCUUUGCCUUUCUAAAUCAAUUUCCUUCUCUAUUUAAAGGUUCGAUAUUCUCUUGAGUCAUCAAAACUUGGUGGUGUUUUUUUUGUUGUUGUUUGUUUUUCUUUUAAAUUCAUAGGAAAUGUAACCUUUUCAGACUUUGGUUUUUGUUCCUAAAGCCAACUCAAACAAAUGUUUUCUUUCCCAUAAGACCUUGUACUUUACAGUUUCUUGUUGCAUAGGCAGAUUGCUGUAUUUUGAAUUUCAAUUUCAUGUUUUUGGUGAAGACAAUGAAAAAUCAAUCUGUAACCAUGACCAGACAGACUUAAAAUAAAUUCACAUGUUGAAUCAA
Molecule: messenger RNA, 3260 nt
Organism: Gracilinanus agilis (Agile Gracile Mouse Opossum)
Lineage: Eukaryota; Metazoa; Chordata; Mammalia; Didelphimorphia; Didelphidae
Gene: CD164
Product: CD164 molecule
Exons: 6
Coding region: 69-731 (220 amino acids)
Cellular component (GO): lysosome; endosome
Source: RefSeq, a predicted model, not a curated record